UCCAGCGCGCGGCGCGCUCCCCCUGAAGGGGGCGCUAGUCCGUCGGUCGUCGAGAAUCUCGGGUCCACAAAGAGAAGCGGCGGCACGAUAAAAUGGCUUCCAGCUGGCCGGUCCCAGCUGCCGAGCUCUCCUGCCCGGUCUGCCAGAAUGUCUUCAGAGAUCCGGUUCUGCUUCCGUGCAGCCACAGCUUCUGUAACGACUGCGUGCGUUGCUGGUGGAGGACGAAAAAGAUACGCCAGUGUCCCGUCUGCAAGGCGGUGUCGUCUCCGUCUAACACGCUGCCUCGGAACCUGGUGUUGAAGAAUCUGUGCGAGGCUUUCUUACUGGAGGUGGAGUCCGGGGUCGUCUGCCGCCUGCACACCGAGAAGCUGAAGCUGUACUGUCUGGACCACCGGACGCCCGUGUGUCUUGUCUGCAGGGACUCCAGGCAGCACAGGGACCACAGAUUCACACCCGUGGAAGAAGCCGCGGAGAUCUACAGAGAUGACCUCGUGGAAAGCCUGAAGCCUUUACGGGAGAAAGUGAAACUCUACAAUGAAGUGAAAGCGAAAUGGGAGAAGACGCAAGAAGGCAUCCGGAAUCAAGCCCAGGACACAGAGAUGAAGGUGAGGGAGGAGUUCAGGGUGCUGCGGGAGUUCUUGGAGACGGAGGAGGAGGUCAGGAUCGCGGCACUGAAGGAAGAAGGGGAGCUUAAAAGAAAGGUGAUGCAGGACAAGAUUGCCUGUUUGACCAGACAAAUAAACGCUCUGGAAAGUACCAUUAAAACCACAGAAGAAGGGCUGACACAGGAAGACACGUCGUUCCUGUUAAAAGCCAGUGCUUUAAAGGAAGAAGCUCAGCGCCCCCUGCCGGAUGACCCACAGCAGGUCACGGGGGCUAUGAUCGACGUUGCCAAAUACCUGGGAAAUAUGAGCUUCAGCGUCUGGUGCAAAAUGAAGGAGAUAGUGUCAUACACCCCUGUAAUCCUGAACCCCAACACCGCCCAUGAAGAGCUCCACCUGUCGGAGUGUUUGACCAGUGUGAGAUGUGGGCCAGCGCAGCCGCUUGCUUCAACCCCAGAGAGGAUGGAGCAGCACCGCUGCGUCCUGGGGUUUGAGGGCUUCAGCGCAGGGAGUCACAGAUGGGACGUGGAGGUUGGAGACAGUCCAGUAUGGGCCCUGGGUGUGAUAGCACAGGAUGCUCAGAGGACGGGAAACAUCCUGUCUGGGUUAUGGAUGGUGAGGUUCUGUCACGGUAAAUUCCAAGCAUUCUGCCCAUCACGUCCAGUCUCUCUCCUCCCCCUGAAGGACAGGCCUCAGAGGGUCACAGUGCACCUGGACUGGGAUGAAGGGACGCUGUCCUUUUCCGAUCCGGAUGCUGACACAGUUAUACACACCUUCAGACACACAUUCACCAAAAAACUCUUUCCCUACGUCAACACCUGGAAUGACCUCCCACUGAAGAUAUUACCCCUGAAACUGUCUGUAAUGAUGACAUAGCUGUUAGAGAAUGACAGACAAGAGGAUAAAUGAUUAAGAACCAAUAAGAGAAUUAAGGUGAAAAUGAUUUCGUGAUGGAUUUAUUGAUUUGUCUUGUAAGACAGAUUUUUGUUUCAACUUUGUUUUUUGUUUUUUUAAAUCUCUGUGAGGUUGUCAUUGUAGCAACAAAAGUAAUUUGAUAAAUAACAUAUUUGGAAAAUGAAGGUUGUGAAUACUGCAACAUGAAAAACCUUUGUUGGCCUAAAUUGUAGAAAUAUUAGCAGUAUUUAAUGGUAAUUAAAGUAUGGUCAGAGAUGUGUUCAAUGUAAAAUAUACUAAAAAUGACCAAGUAAUUGAAAGCAUAGUGAGAGUGUCCUGUUAUAACUAUAUUAAUACUGUCAAAGUGCGAAACUGCAGAAGUAUGAGUGUUCUUAACAGUGAUCAUGCACUGUCAAGGUGUUAUUCAGCCAUACUGCCAAGGCUACACAGGGGACCUUUUCCCACCAACCAACUGACAGCAAUUAAAUGUAACUUUGUAAGUUGCAAAGUUUGUCACUUUUGUUGUAUUUGUAUUUUCCUUUAUCUUGCACUUCGUUGAAGUUUGUUGUGGUAUCUUGGUGGUCAGGUAAUUCAGCACUGAACAGUGCAGUGCACAUACAAUUUUGAUUGAUUGUAAUUUUUCUGCUUUCUCUGCCGAACUGUUAGACUGUCUUUUAUAUUUCAAAAAUCAAAAUGUUUUUGGUUUGUUAAGAUUUGACAGUUAUUUGGUAUGUAAGCAUUUCAAAUCUUUGCCCUCUCUUGCACCAUGGUUGCCUUAUUAAAACCUCUUCCACCUCUAU
Messenger RNA from Xiphias gladius (swordfish), 2296 nucleotides. RefSeq names its product nuclear factor 7, brain-like. Gene Ontology annotation, molecular function: zinc ion binding; protein binding. Lineage: Eukaryota; Metazoa; Chordata; Actinopteri; Istiophoriformes; Xiphiidae. The record is from RefSeq and is a predicted model, not a curated record. The coding region runs from base 93 to 1478 and encodes 461 amino acids. The transcript has a single exon.